Messenger RNA from Oncorhynchus nerka (sockeye salmon), 2698 nucleotides. Its product is annotated as oxygen-dependent coproporphyrinogen-III oxidase, mitochondrial-like. NCBI's taxonomy places the organism in Eukaryota, Metazoa, Chordata, Actinopteri, Salmoniformes, Salmonidae. The transcript is spliced from 7 exons. The coding region runs from base 141 to 1475 and encodes 444 amino acids. Gene Ontology annotation, cellular component: cytoplasm. Gene Ontology annotation, molecular function: coproporphyrinogen oxidase activity. The record is from RefSeq and is a predicted model, not a curated record.
GUUCAAGCCAAGGACACACCCCCGGACCUUAGCGUGCGUGCACGGCUGUCUACUUGUGAUUGUAGUUUUCAGUUUUGCUAGAUGGAUGUCUACAAACUGUACAUUUUACAUGGAGAUGACAGCUAGAUCAUUUACAAGUCAUGGCGACCAUCGUUCUUUAUUCCAUGAACAGAACGGCGCAAACCACGGCGAGACUAUGUUUUUUUCCGUAUUCAACGCGAGCUUCCAUAGUGGACUCGCGCAUAUCUUUCUUCCAUAACACUUCGGUCCGCAGGUUAACUCCGCUUCCGGGAGCGAGAUGGGUUCCCAAAGCUACUGGAGUGCAGUUCAUGUCCAAUGGGACUGCAGGCAAAACGGCAACCGGGCGAACCAGGAGAAGCGCCCUGCUGGUUGCUGGAGCAGCGGCGGCAGUGGUGGGUUUUGUGGCUAGCGCGAGUCACUUUCAGCGGGCUGAAAUGGCAACCAUGAUCACCAAAACCGAGGAGACGGAGAUAUCGGAGAAAUGCAAGAAGUUCAUGUCUCCGCCGUGUACUGACGUCAAAGUGCUGCAGCAGAAGAAAGAGGAAAUGUGCACGAGGAUGGAGAUGCUGAUCAUGGAGACUCAGGCGGAGUUCUGCAGAGCGCUCGAGGAGGUGGACGGCGGCAAGUUCAAAGUGGACAAGUGGGAACGGAAAGAAGGUGGCGGGGGCAUCAGCUGUGUGCUGCAGGAUGGGAAGGUGUUUGAGAAGGCGGGGGUCAACGUGUCCGUGGUGUUUGGGAACCUGACCGAGGAGGCCGCCAAGCAGAUGCGCAGCAGAGGGAAGGUUCUCCGAGGGAAAGAUGGCAUCCUGCCAUUCUGUGCCAUGGGUGUGAGCUCAGUCAUCCACCCCAAGAACCCCCACAUUCCCACAGUGCACUUCAACUACAGAUACUUUGAGAUAGAAGAAGAAGAUGGCACUAAACAGUGGUGGUUUGGUGGCGGUACAGACCUGACUCCUACCUAUGUCAAUAAGGAGGAUGGUGCUCACUUUCACAACAGUCUGAAGGAGGCCUGUGAAAAACAUCACCCCAAGUACUACCCCGACUUCAAAAAGUGGUGUGACCGGUACUUCUACAUCCGCCAUCGUGGCGAGACGCGGGGCAUCGGUGGCAUCUUCUUUGACGACCUGGACUCUCCCAGCCAGGAGGAGGCAUUCAGCUUCGUUAGGAGCUGUGCCCAGACCGUGGUGCCCUGUUACUUGCCCAUCGUCUACAAACACCUCGAUGACCCCUUCAGCCCAGAGGAGAAGGACUGGCAGCAGGUGCGGAGAGGCAGGUGGGUACAAAUGAGAGGGUGUGGGUGUACCUCGGGCUGUGGCGGUAUGUGUGUGGUACUGUGUGAUCUCCUCAUGUCUCUGCCCCUCACAGCCAAGUGGGAGUACAUGCAUGAACCUCCUAAAGGUUCCCAGGAGGCCGAUACGCUGGAGGUGUUACGAAACCCCAAGGAGUGGGUCUGAAAUGGCCGUUGCCGUGGAGAUACCAACCUGACUCAGCCUUCAGAACAGGAGCCGACAUGAGCUGUUGACUGGAACAGGCGUCCGUCCCUUUGACUGCUUUGUCAUCGGCCAACUCACCGCUGAUGCGAUUAGCUAGUUGUUACUGGAAAAUGCACACCUGCCUUUAUUUCUUUUGCUGUCUGUUUCUUAUUGCUUGAUAUACUAUUGUCUGUGUCAGAUAAGCCUUAACACUACCAUUUAAAUGUUUUAUCCAGAGUGACUUACAGGAACAAUUUGGGCUAAGUGCCUUGUUCAAGGGCACAAACUGAUUUUUUUCACCUAGGUGAUUUCAAACUAGUGACCUUUUCGGUAACUGGCCCGACACUCCCUGAACCGCUACCCCUUUGCCUUCCGCCCGACUGCUUCAGUUAAUAUUUCCUGUGUACCAACUGGUUGAGAUUGGCUUGCUCUGCUAGUAUAUUUUUCUCUCUAGCUACAGUGGCCUCUUGGUCUCCUGUUGGGGAUUAAUCAGAAGUAGUUGGGUAACAUAGAUAGGAUGUUUUAUUUUCAUGAUAUGCUUAUGAGUUAUUUCUCAUAAGAAUGUAUUUUGUUGUACUAUAGUGGUGGCCAUUUGCAGUUUAUCUGUUCUCGGUCAGGACUAAGUUGCUUGGGCUGCAGAGAGGGGAGAGGUCAAGGUGUCAUCAUGUGUAAACAUAUUUUAAACCAUGUGAAGAGAUUAUUGAUGGGGAACCAAUUAUCUCUUGGCUCCACUGUGUCUGUGUGCCAGUCACUCCCUACUUUUCCCAUCGGGGAGAGGAGGAUGGCAGUGUCUGGAACCAUUCUAUGUUCCCUCUCUCGUUGCCCCUAUCUUGACCUAGAGGCUCACUUUCCUCUCCGUGAACUUGUCCAGAAUUGGUUGUAUUUAGGAUGGAGUAUCUAAAAUGACAAUUUGAUAUAUAUCAUUGGGAGGGGGUAAUGUCUUGGUACCAUUUUGUACCAAGGACGAGAUAAGAGCUUUGUUUAGGAGACCAAACUGAACGAUAAUUUAAAGUCUUUCUUUGUGUAAGUUCCUAAGACCUGUGGUUUGUCAUGUCAACUAGGGGGGGUGGAUCUUUGCUAUAAAGGAUCCCAGUUGCCAUUAUAUGUUGAGCACUCUCAACUUUUCGUUAGAGAUACUGAACUGUUGAAAGUCAAAAUGCUUUUGCAAAAGCUUAAUUAUUAUUAAAGGUGAAGAUGAAGCAUAA